CAGAAUUUGCCAAAGAGAUGCUAAUAGCUAUUAGCCACCAUGUCAUGACACUGUUCGAGGAAUAUAUCAAGAUUUACACAUCAUAUUGCAUGUUGUUCAGACUUGUUUGAAUCAAGAUCAUCUGCCGUGAAGGAAGAGGAAUAAGGUGGCAUAUGAAGAGGAACAACUCCCAAGUGUAACCUCCAAAGUCUACUGCUAUACUGUUGCAAAAAUGAUGUCUGUUAAAGAGACCUGAUGGAAGUGAAAGAGGAAAUUCAAGAACCGAAUGACAAGGAUCAGAAAUACCACCAGUAUCAUAAAUCUGAAAAUGUCAUAACUGAUGAAGAAUCUGUUAUUUGCUCACAGAAAAAUAUUUUCUCACAAAUAGCUUGAAGAGACAAAAAUUCCUUCACCUGCCCUCAGUGUGAGAUGAGUUUUCCACAAAAAGUAGAUCUACAGAGGCACCAGAGAAUUCACACUGGAGAGAAGAAUUUUACGUGCACUGAGUGUGGAAAGAGGUUCACACAAGAGGGAAGCCUUAAGACACACAAAAGUAUUCAUUCUGGAGAAAAGCCUUUCAAAUGCAGUCAUUGUGCAAAGAGUUUCGCACAAGAGGGAAGCCUUAGGACACACAAAAGAAUUCACACCGGAGAAAAGCCUUUCGCAUGCACUCAGUGUGGAAAGAGUUUCUCACAAGUUGGAAGCCUAAGGAUGCAUAAAAGAAUUCACACUGGAGAAAAGCCUUUCACAUGCACUCAGUGUGGAAAGAGGUUCGCACAAGAGGGAAGCCUUAGGACGCACAAAAUAAUUCACACUGGAGAAAAGCCUUUCACAUGCACUCAGUGUGGAAAGAGUUUCUCACAAGUUGGAAGCCUAAGGAUGCAUAAAAGAAUUCACACUGGAGAAAAGCCUUUCACAUGCACUCAGUGUGGAAAGAGGUUCGCACAAGAGGGAAGCCUUAGGACGCACAAAAGAAUUCACACUGGAGAAAAGCCUUUCACAUGCACUCAGUGUGGAAAGAGGUUUGCACAAGUUGGAAGCCUAAGGAUGCAUAAAAGAAUUCACACUGGAGAAAAGCCUUUCACAUGCACUCAGUGUGGAAAGAGUUUCUCACAAGUUGGAAGCCUAAGGAUGCAUAAAAGAAUUCACACUGGAGAAAAGCCUUUCACAUGCACUCAGUGUGGAAAGAGUUUCUCACAAGUUGGAAGCCUAAGGAUGCAUAAAAGAAUUCACACUGGAGAAAAGCCUUUCACAUGCACUCAGUGUGGAAAGAGGUUCGCACAAGAGGGAAGCCUUAGGACGCACAAAAUAAUUCACACUGGAGAAAAGCCUUUCACAUGCACUCAGUGUGGAAAGCAUUUCGGACAAAAAGUACAUUUUAAGAACCAUUUAAGAAUUCACACUGGAGUGAAUCCUUUUGUGAAAAAACACUCCAAAAUAAUCUAUCACUCUUGAUUAAAGCUAUUUAACUGCGAUCCAUGCAGAAAAAUUAUUUACAUUGGCAUCAGACUUAAAGAUGCACCUGGAAAUUCAUGCAAAAUAAAGGGGUGGUACACCUCAGAGUCAAGCGUUCCGCUGAAUGCCACAUGUUACGCAAAAUAUUAAUAUCAGCAGCAUUCAUGCUUUUCCUGGUCCAUGGAGUGUGUCCAUGGCUUUCUUCAGCAUCUAGGCUUCUCACAGUCCAGCAGAGACCAAGGAUCAUGUUGCGCACCAGAGGAAGAGCCAUGCUCUGCAUUUAAAGGCAGGAAUGACGAUGCACCAUCAAAUGACAAAUGAGGUGUUUCGUUAAAAAAAAAAAAAAAACUUUGUCAUUUUGAAUCAGUUGAAAGUUUUGCAUUUUUAAGCUUUAUAUUUUUUAAUAAAUGGACUUGUUUAUUUGAACAGUUUAAGCUUCAAUUAUGUUGGGUGUGUUUGGUUAGGUGUACCUGUAGGGGGAUUAUUUUGCUGUGGUAGACUUCAUUAUUUUAAACUUAGUUUGGAAUGCAGUUACCUCGAUGAAUUGGGAAUUUCUCAGUCAUCCUUCAGCAGCAAUUCAUUUGUUCUGUUUAUGCUGAAGGGUGAGGGUCAAAAUCCCUUGUCUCUUCAGAUAUAUCAAUAAUAUAUAUAUAUAUAUAUAUAUAUAUAUAUAUAUAUAUAUAUAUAUAUAUAUAUAUAUAUCCUUUUAUAUCAAUAUCUAUCUGUAUUCUGUUGCUUAACUUCUUUAAUAAAGUGAUGAAUUAACUAUAUGCAUGAUCACAUAAUCAAUUCUAUUUUCUUAUGCAUAACUGAAAUAUACUUUGAAUCAUAUGUGUGUUGAAUGCUAACUAGUCUCUUUUAGGAACAUUCCAGAGUCUUUCUCUCUGUCCUGCACGUAGGCUGAAGGUCUUUUGGGGAUAAGCUUAUCUGUGAUGCUCUCCAGCCUCUCAAGGGAGAAUGCGUUAAACAUAGGUUCCAGAUGUAUUCUGUGUUUGAUUGUUACCUUUCCAUGACUAAUUAUAUGGUUUAAAGUCCUAUGUAAUAAUACCUGAAUAGUAGAAGUGUGAUUUUCUCUUAUUAUUUCUUUAGGGAAGAAAUGUAUGUUAUUUCUACCCCUCUCCUCUGCCCGAGGAGUGAAUAUUUUAUCUCUCUGUUUUGGUUUAAAUGGCCUGAUAACGUUGUGCUGUGGCUCUCUUGUGCCCAGAGAAGAACUGUUGUUCGUCAGUGUUUUGUGUGUGCAUUUGACCUUCUACCCAGGUUUUGAACCCAGGGAUGCACACCAGGCCGACCAUCUGCGAGGUCACUUCAGAUGUAAAUCUCGGGCUCGGACGACAAGUGCGCUGAUUAAUGUUGAUAGGCCGCAUAGCUGUCUAUAUGUUGUGACUUUAUGGUCUUUUAGCCAAUCAGGAGUAAAAUAAUGGAAUGUACGUCCUUGCAAAUGGUAUAAUUGAUGUAAGAUUUUGUGUAAGGUACGAGUUGGCUUUCGAUCUCCUCGUGAGACUUUGCCGCUGGCUCUACCAAUUUCACUGCAGACUAUACUUCAGUAAAUUUUUGAUUCUUUAAUUGAAC
This is a messenger RNA of Xyrauchen texanus (razorback sucker), 3003 nucleotides long. RefSeq names its product gastrula zinc finger protein XlCGF57.1-like. Gene Ontology annotation, cellular component: nucleus. Gene Ontology annotation, biological process: regulation of transcription by RNA polymerase II. NCBI's taxonomy places the organism in Eukaryota, Metazoa, Chordata, Actinopteri, Cypriniformes, Catostomidae. The transcript is spliced from 3 exons. The record is from RefSeq and is a predicted model, not a curated record. Bases 409 to 1434 code for a protein of 341 amino acids. Gene Ontology annotation, molecular function: RNA polymerase II cis-regulatory region sequence-specific DNA binding; DNA-binding transcription factor activity, RNA polymerase II-specific.